Cydia pomonella (codling moth) is the source of this 1786-nucleotide messenger RNA. RefSeq lists its product as uncharacterized. Bases 12 to 1193 code for a protein of 393 amino acids. The record is from RefSeq and is a predicted model, not a curated record. NCBI's taxonomy places the organism in Eukaryota, Metazoa, Arthropoda, Insecta, Lepidoptera, Tortricidae. The transcript is spliced from 3 exons.
ACAGAACUAUUAUGACAAAGAAAACGAAGAACGAAAAUGCCACCAUAUAUUACAAUAAAGAAUCUUUAUACUCGUAUGAUGCUAUUAACAAUGUUAUAUUAAUGAAGCCUCUUCAUCAAAUGGCAUGGAAUAAGAAUAUCCAACUGUUUUAUUAUUUGAGCAUGCCCAGACCAAAACCAAUAAUUUUAACACGUCGUCAAUACAAUAAAUUAAAAAGAAGAAUUUAUAGCAGUCUCAUCGCAAAACAUAAUACGUAUCUUGCAAAAGAUUUCUACAAUGAUCGUAGACUUCAUAACUUGCCUGAUCAUACGCUAGAAAUAGUUAGAGCUAAUACAAAAAACCAAAUUCUGCAUUACGACAAGGACUCCCAGACCGAAAACGUCCUAAUGAAUCAAAUAUGUGCUACGGUAUCGGAUGUAAAUACAUACACAAUUGGUAAAUCAAACUGUGGAGAUGCUGGCUCUACGGACAUCGGAAAUUCAAAAAUGAGUUCAAGUUCAAAUACUUUUGAAAAUUCUAGAAAUACCAUUUGCUCUCAGAAAGUAAUAAAUGUCAAUAAUUACCAUAUUAUGCAUAAUACUCUAAGAACGAUUUACAUAGCCAGGAACCAUAUAAAACCGAACAACGAACGAGUUAAACAAGAUCACGUUAUGAAAACUGAGUCGGUUAAAGAUAUUGAAUAUAGAAAGAUGGCUAUUAGAAAACAGAGGGUAAGAUUUUCGUCUUCGCACUCGGCAAAUUAUCUUUCAAGGACUGAAAACGUUAAUAAAAUGGAUUCAUGCUCUAUUCAAACCAUUUUUAAAUGUCAAAGAAAAUCCCUAACACCAAAUCUCGGCACCUCGGCUUGUACACUGAGCAACAGCAGCGAAAAUAUUGAUUCUAGAUUUAAAUUUUUUGAGGAUUCAAUUCAAGACAAGCCCAAGAAACCGUUUCUGAAAAGACUAAUUUCCUGCUUGGUCUUCAAGACCUCACCGGUGUCACAGACCAAACACCCACGAGGUCUGCUUGAUGGCGGGAGUCCGAAUAAUUCUUUUGACUCUUAUUAUAUCAGUACUUCGCUUGGUGCUAUAGAGAUGAGUUCGUCCUUGUACGAAACGAGUGCUUCGUUCUACAGCGACCACACUGUACCUGGCACCAAGAUCAAACGUGGAUUCCUCAGUUCGGUUCGGGGCUUGCUCACUCGCAAGUGUUAAAAUUCUUAUGGCUUGCGUUGGAUAAAGGAAUUAUAUUUUUAAAAUUAUCGACAUUUGGGCAAUAUUAUCUAAAAAGUUGUACACACCAUUUUAUUUAUUUAUUUGUCACCGUGGCCGGAGAACGUCCCACUUUGUCGCUUGCCAGAUUAUUCGUCUAAAGAUACAAGUAAAUCUCGUCCUUAUGGGAAGCAACAAAGUGGGACGUUUUUCGGGGAAAAUCACAUUUCGAUCCAAAUUGGGGGGAAAAUGUGUCGCAAUAUUUUAUUCCAUUUCUUUACCAUUUUUCAAAGACUUUGUAUGACGGUAACAAAAUGCAAGGAGAAAAAAAUUUUGGUUUUUCUCUUAAUUAGGAUUGAGAGUGCGUAAUUCUGAAUAGAAAUGACAUGAAUAUGUAUUUUCAAGUUUUAAAAUGUUGCGCGUAUAAUUUUCAAUAAAAUCGCCCAUUGAGGUUUUUGAGAACUUAUAUUUUUGUACAAUAUAUUUUGUAUUUGACUUAAAAUUUGUUGAAUUUAUUUUUAAAAAGCGCGUAUUAGUAUGGCUAUGUAAUUACAAUUAAAUUUGAUAUACAUAUAAAAAUAACUUAUCUUUUAUUU